CAUCGAGGUAUUUGGGAAGUUACCUCUCACUCACUCACUCACUCAUUUCGGUUCACUGCUACCUCGGUGUUGUGUUGUGUUGAGUUGUUAUUAUUCUAUUCUAUUCUAUUCUUUUCCUCCACCCUCAUCCAUUCUGCUCGCUACGCUAUUUUUGUUCUUUUCUGAAAUAUAGCGGCAGAAGACGAACCAAGUGAAGAAACAUGGUGAGAGUUAUUCCCAUGGCUUCUUCCAUUCGACCCACUCUCUCCUCCUUUAGGUUUUCACCUCGUUCCUCUCUUUCUCUCUUCAACCCUUCUCCCCGACUCUCUUUCUUCCAUCUUCCACCUGCAGUCCCACAAUCCCAUAGUUUUGGCCUGAAAGCAUCUAGGCUGUUCAGACAGGAUGGUAACUCCAUAAGAGUGAUGGCAUCCCAGGCAAGCACGGCUGCUUCACAAGAAAAUGUACUAGAGUGGGUCAAACAGGACAAGCGAAGAAUGCUACAUGUUGUUUAUCGUGUUGGGGACUUGGACAGGACCAUAAAAUUUUAUACAGAGUGCCUGGGAAUGAAGCUCCUCAGAAAGCGUGACAUACCAGAGGAGAGAUACACUAACGCCUUUCUUGGAUAUGGGCCCGAAGACUCCCACUUUGUUGUUGAACUAACAUACAAUUAUGGAGUUGACAAGUAUGAUAUUGGAACUGGAUUUGGCCAUUUUGGUAUUGCUGUUGAUGAUAUUACGAAAACAGUGGAACUAAUAAGAGCUAAAGGUGGCAAAAUAACUAGAGAGCCUGGUCCUGUCAAGGGAGGUCGCACAGUAAUUGCUUUUAUUGAAGAUCCUGAUGGUUACAAAUUUGAACUUUUGGAAAGAGGUCCCACUCCUGAGCCUUUGUGCCAAGUAAUGCUUCGAGUGGGUGAUCUUAAUCGUUCUAUAGAAUUUUAUGAAAAGGCUUUUGGUAUGGAGCUGCUGCGUACACGAGAUAAUCCAGAGUAUAAGUAUACCAUAGCAAUGCUGGGUUAUGGUCCAGAAGAUAAAAGUACUGUUCUGGAGUUGACUUACAAUUAUGGAGUUACUGAAUAUGAUAAAGGAAAUGCUUAUGCUCAGAUUGCAAUAGGCACAGAUGAUGUAUACAAAACUGCAGAAGCUAUUAAACUAUCUGGAGGAAAGAUUACUCGGGAACCUGGACCAUUACCUGGUAUCAACACAAAAAUUACAGCAUGCUUGGAUCCUGAUGGUUGGAAGUCGGUUUUUGUAGAUAAUGUUGAUUUUCUGAAGGAGUUGGAGUAGAGUAUUCUGGUAGUUCAUCAUAGCAAUCUUGUGAGAUUGGUAUCAAAUCUGUGUCGAAGAAUUGGUAAUCUAUGUUGAAAUUUGUUUGCUUCAGAGAAUGUAUCAUAUUCAAUGCGAUUUUGUAGAUAAUGUAGUAAUGACUAUAGCAAUGACCCUUGUAACACAUGUCUGUAGCUGUAUACAAUAAAGCAAGCUUGAGAAACAUAUAUCUUUAUUCCCAUUUGCUCUCCCCUUCAUGAUUACAAUGUC
Messenger RNA from Gastrolobium bilobum, 1511 nucleotides. Its product is annotated as probable lactoylglutathione lyase, chloroplastic. Gene Ontology annotation, cellular component: cytoplasm. Bases 201 to 1262 code for a protein of 353 amino acids. The transcript has 9 exons. Lineage: Eukaryota; Viridiplantae; Streptophyta; Magnoliopsida; Fabales; Fabaceae. The record is from RefSeq and is a predicted model, not a curated record. Gene Ontology annotation, molecular function: metal ion binding; lactoylglutathione lyase activity.